Messenger RNA from Corapipo altera (White-ruffed manakin), 429 nucleotides. RefSeq names its product estradiol 17-beta-dehydrogenase 11-like. The record is from RefSeq and is a predicted model, not a curated record. Gene Ontology annotation, molecular function: oxidoreductase activity, acting on the CH-OH group of donors, NAD or NADP as acceptor. The annotation marks the transcript as partial. The transcript is spliced from 4 exons. NCBI's taxonomy places the organism in Eukaryota, Metazoa, Chordata, Aves, Passeriformes, Pipridae. Gene Ontology annotation, cellular component: lipid droplet.
AAGCUGUUUGUCCCCGUGAGGAGGAAGUCUGUCAGCGGAGAGCUUGUGCUCAUCACGGGUGCUGGCCAUGGCGUCGGCAGAGCGACCGCCCUCGAGUUCGCCAAGCGCCAGAGCAGGCUGGUCCUCUGGGACAUCAGCAAGCACGGCGUUGAGGAGACGGCAGCAGAAUGCAAGGGUCUGGGGGCCACUGUUGAAACCUUUGUGGUGGACUGCAGCAAACGGGAGGAGAUCUACAGCACUGCAGAGAAGGUGAAAAAGGAAAUUGGGGAUGUGACCAUCCUGGUGAACAAUGCUGGUGUGAUCACAGCUGCAGACCUGCUCUCAACUCAGGACCACCAGAUAGAAAGAAUGUUUGAAGUCAACAUCCUGGCUCACAUGUGGACGACAAGAGCUUUUCUGCCAGCCAUGAUGAACAACAACUAUGGGCAC